Messenger RNA from Grosmannia clavigera kw1407, 465 nucleotides. RefSeq names its product mitochondrial inner membrane translocase subunit. Gene Ontology annotation, cellular component: mitochondrial inner membrane; TIM23 mitochondrial import inner membrane translocase complex. Gene Ontology annotation, biological process: protein import into mitochondrial matrix. Bases 1 to 465 code for a protein of 154 amino acids. The transcript is spliced from 3 exons. Gene Ontology annotation, molecular function: transmembrane protein transporter activity. Lineage: Eukaryota; Fungi; Ascomycota; Sordariomycetes; Ophiostomatales; Ophiostomataceae. The record is from RefSeq and is a predicted model, not a curated record.
AUGGAUCACGGCCGCGACCCGUGCCCCUAUGUCAUUCUCAAUGACUUUGGCGGCGCCUUUGCCAUGGGUGCCAUUGGCGGCACGAUCUGGCACGGUAUCAAGGGCUUCCGCAACUCACCGUACGGCGAGCGACGGUUGGGCGCCAUGACGGCGAUCAAGAUGCGGGCGCCGGUGCUGGGCGGCAACUUUGGCGUCUGGGGCGGGCUCUUCUCGACCUUUGACUGCGCCGUCAAGGGCAUCCGCAAGAAGGAGGACCCGUACAACGCCAUUAUUGCUGGCUUCUUCACCGGUGGCUCGCUGGCCAUCCGCGGCGGCUACAAGGCUGCGCGCAACGGCGCCAUCGGCUGCGCCGUCCUGCUGGCCGUCAUCGAGGGCGUCGGCAUCGCCUUCCAGAAGAUGAUGGCAGGCAGCACAAAGCUGGAGCUCCCGGCACCUCCGCCGCAACCAGAAGCGAUUGCAGCGUAA